Molecule: messenger RNA, 4999 nt
Organism: Engraulis encrasicolus (European anchovy)
Lineage: Eukaryota; Metazoa; Chordata; Actinopteri; Clupeiformes; Engraulidae
Product: mucin-5AC-like
Exons: 12
Coding region: 93-4646 (1517 amino acids)
Source: RefSeq, a predicted model, not a curated record
CCUGUCAAUAACACAGGAAGUAGAACAUCCAGUGACGCUAAGAAGCUAACCAAACUUGCCAGAAAUAAACGGCCAGAAGAAUUACAUUGUCGAUGGCGCAUCCUACCCACUUCAGGAAUCGCGAUCCUGAUCUGCAGCAGUACCAUGCGAAUGGCAUUUACUCCUGUCCCUGCUGCUUCUUCCGAAAUGAACUCAAAUACAGCUUCAUCUGCCACAUGAAGAAUCACUUUGAAGUGGCGGUGCAGAAUGCAGGAUGGUUUAUCUUGAAAUGCAGCAAUAAAUGCAAAAAAGAAGCACAUUAUCAUUGCCCACCCUGCGGCAAGGUUGUCGGCAAGAGAGAGCUUUUUUUAAAGCACAUAUCUAAAUGUUACACUGCAAACGCAGUGCCUCCUCCCUCACCUGCUGAAGCAGCCCCUCCAGCACCUCCUGUGGUAGUACUAGCCCCUCCUCCUGUGGUACUAGCUCCUCCUCCUGUGGUUCUAGCUCCUCCUCCUGUGGUUCUAGCUCCUCCUCCUGUGGUUGUGCUUCCUCCACCUGCUGAAGUAGCUCCUCCUGCAAAAACACCACCUCUAUCAACUUCUUCUGCUGAAGCAGGACCUCCUCCAUCACCUCCAGCUGAAGCAGCACCUCCUGCAAAAACACCACCCCCGUCAACUUCUCCUGCAGAGGCACCACCCCCGUCAACUUCUCCUGCUGAACCACCACCUCCAUCAACUUCUGCUAAAUCACCACCUCCACCUGCAGAAGCACCACCACAGUCAACUUCUCCUGCAGAGGCACCACCCCCGUCAACUUCUCCUGUUGAAGCACCACCUCCGUCAACUUCUCCUGCUGAAACAAAACCCCCGUCAACUUCUGCUAAAUCACCACCUCCACCUGCAGAAGCACCACCUCAGUCAACUUCUCCUGCAGAGGCACCACCCCCGUCAACUUCUCCUGUUGAAGCACCACCUCCGUCAUCUUCUGCUAAAUCACCACCUCCGUCAUCUUCUGCUAAAUCACCACCUCCACCUGCAGAAGCACCACCUCAGUCACCUGCAAUAUCAUCGCCUCCACCUGCUAAACCACCUCCUCCACCACCUGCUCCUGCAGUAGUGAAAGCAGAACCUCCAACACCUGUUCCUGUUUCGUCUGUGCAAGUACUUCAGACUACAUCUACUCAAGGAUUUCCUCAAGUGGUGUAUUUGGUGCUUCCGUCAGGAGCAGCACCGACAAACUUUGCAGUUUCUCUUCCUCCUCCUCCUCCUCCUAAACCCCCUGUGCAGCGGAACACAGUCACACAUCCUACCCAUUUUAAAGGCAUACCAGAUCCAGAGUUCUUCCUGCAGGAUGGGACGUAUAAAUGCACCUGCUGCUCGUACAUUACAGUCAUCAAUGGCCACCACAUGCCGGGCCACAUGGAAACCCACUUCAACUCUGCUGUGAGGCAUAAAGGGCUUAUGAUCUGCAGAUGCAGCAAACCUUGCAUGGCAAAUUCCCAUUUUCAUUGUGCAUACUGCAAAAUCACCAAGGUCAACAAAGAAGCCUUUAAAAUGCAUUUAAACAGCCACCUGUAUCCCACCACUGUCACUGCAUUCACUGUUGCGCCCCCUUUGAAGCAGGCGGCAUCCAACGCUGUUGCCGCCCCUUUGGCACAGCCUUCAUCCUCCGCCUCGCAGUCGGAAUCCGCUCCUGACAUUGACGCCUCGCAUCCUACCCAUUUUGAGGGCAUGCCGGACGCAUCCUUCUUCCUCGAGGGUGGGCUGUAUAAAUGCAGCUGCUGCACCUACAAGGCCGUCAAUGCCUAUCAGAUGCAGGCCCACAUAGAAAACCACUUUAAUUUUGCUGUGAACUACAAAGGACUUUUCAUCUGCAAAUGCAGCAAACCUUGCAGGCAGAUGGCCCAUUUUCAUUGUGUGCACUGCAACUCAACAGUAAGCAAGAGAGAGACUUAUUUGGGUCAUUUACAAAAUCACAACGAGUCUCCCCCCACCACUCCGCCACCGAAACCUGCAUUCACUGUUGCCGCCCCGUUGAAGCAGCCGGCAUCCAACACUGAUGCCGUCCCAAUGGAGCAGCUCGCAUCCAUCACUGCUGCCGCCCCCUUAACACAGGUGCAGACAUCCACUGCCGCCCCCUUGACACAGCUGCAGACAUCCACUGCUGCCCCCGUGACUCAGCUGCAGACAUCCACUGCUGCCCCCGUGACUCAGCUGCAGACAUCCACUGCUGCCGCCCCCUUAACACAGCUGCAGACAUCCACUGCUGCCCCCGUGACUCAGCUGCAGACAUCCACUGCUGACGCCCCCUUAACACAGCAGCCUUCUUCCAACACUGCUGACGCCCCCUUGACUCAACUGCAGACUUCCAACACUGUUGCCGCCCCCUUGAUUCUGCAGCAGACAUCCACCACUGUUGCUGCCCCCUUGACACAGGAGCCUUCAUCCUCCACUGCUGACGCCUUGCAGUCUGUCUCCACUGCUACCGUUGACUCUUCGCAUCCUACCCAUUUCGAGGGCAUGCCGGACGCAUCAUUCUUCCUCGAGGGUGGGCUACAUAAAUGCAGCUGCUGCACCUACACAGUCGUCAAUGCCCAUCAGAUGCAGGCCCACAUGGAAAACCACUUUAAUCGUGCUGUGAAGUAUAAAGGAAUUUUCAUCUGCAAAUGCAACAGAUCCUGCAGGGCGGCGGCUCAUUUUCAUUGCGUGCACUGCGAUUCAACGGUAAUCAGGAGAAGUCAGGUUGUAAAUCAUUUAAACAGCCACCACCAGAAUCCCCCCACAACUGCCCCCCUGCCGAAACCUGCACCACUGCCCCCCUUGACACAGCUGCAGACAUCCACUACUGCUGCCCCCUUGACACAGCUGCAGACAUCCACUGUUGCCGCCCCCUUGACACAGCUGCAGACAUCCACUGUUGCCGCCCCCUUGACACAGCUGCAGACAUCCACUGUUGCCGCCCCCUUGACACAGCUGCAGACAUCCACUGUUGCCGCCCCCUUGACUCAGCUGCAGACAUCCACUGUUGCCGCCCCCUUGACUCAGAUGCAGACAUCCACUGUUGCCGGCCCCUUGACACAGCUGCAGACAUCCACUGUUGCCGGCCCCUUGACACAGCUGCAGACAUCCACUGCUGCCGCCCCCUUGACACAGCUGCAGACAUCCACUGUUGCCGCCCCCUUGACUCAGAUGCAGACGUCCACUGUUGCUGCCCCCUUGACUCAGCUGCAGACAUCUACGAUUGCCGCCCCUCAGUCUGAAUCCACUGCUGCCAUUGCCUCUUCGGUCAGCUGUACGCAUCCUACCCAUUUUAAAAGCGUACCAGAUCCAGAGUCCUUCCUGCAGGAUGGGGCGUAUAAAUGCAUCUCCUGCUCGUACAGUGCAGGCAACGACUUAACCAAGAUUGAGAUCCACAUGGAAACCCACUUUAAUCAUGCUGUGAAGCAUAAAGGAAUUACAAUCUGGAAAUGCAACAGGUCUUGCAGGACGGUAGCCCAUUUCCAUUGUUUGUACUGCCCCUCCACCGUAAUAAAGAGAGAGCAGUUUGGACAUCAUUUAAACAGCCACCUGUCGGGCACCCUAACGAAAUCUGGAUUCACGGUUACCGCCCCUCUGAAGCAGCCGGCAUCCAAGGCUGUUGCCGCCCCCGUGAAGCAGCAGCAACCGGCAUCCUUCAGUGCUGCCGACCCUUUGACUCAGCUGUGGAUAUCCACUGCUGACGAGCACAUGACGGAGCAGACUAUAUCCUCGACGGCUGCCGACCCGCUGUCUGAAUCCGACGCUGCCGUCACCUCUUUGUUGGAGCCUCCACCCUCCGUUGAGUUUGAUGAGGAAGACCUCUUCUCGGAGCCUCCCUCCCCGGACGAUCCCGCCAUGUCGUUCCUGUCCCCCUCAGCUAUCGGCAUUUGGUCACCGCCCCCCCGACCUUCGAGUCAAGCGGGGGCAAAGCCCUCGGGGAGAGACAAGGUGGUGUGCCCGCAGUGCCGAAUCCGCCUGAACAAAAAGAACCUCAAGGUGCACAUUGAGAGGCGCCACUCCCGGAUCCUGAAGCUGCAGAUCAGCACGGAGCGCCACCUGAGGUGCCAGUGCAUCGACGUGGACAGAGGCGUCUUUGUCGUGGCCCGGGCCUUCGACACCCUCGGCGCACCGCUGCACGUGCUCCGACAGACGUGGGACCAGGAGCAGACGUUCUGCGAGGCGGAGGAAUGCAAGGCGAAGUUCAAGAUGGAGCCCGCCGCCGCUGCCACUGCCACAAAAAAGUCCAACCCGAAAACUUUGGAAUGUCCGCACCUCAGGUCGCUCUGGUACUGUCCUGCCGUGACGGAGACGGAGCCUCUUAAGCUGGACGAACGGCUUCUGAUGACAAUAGAGGAGAAGGGCUUUGGACCGGAGCAGAGGGCCCUGUGUCUGGAGCACCAGAGGGCGGCGCUGGAAGCCAGGGCGCCCCUCUCCUUCCUGGUGGACCUCCCCGGGCCGGCGAAAAAGAGGUACCUGUCCGUCUACGAGCCGGCCGUGGAGCAGCAGUACAGCAGGACGGGCCGCGUCAUGGUCGGCUUCAACUUCAGGACGGUAACCUGGCAGUGCCCGUGCGCAAAGCGCUGCCAGCCCUGCGUCCACAAGUACGUCGCCAGGUGGCACAUGCUCCACGUCAUCAGUCAUUCAGUUUAAUGAUGAAGUUGAAGUUAAAGUUUGUAAUUAUUAUUUCUUGGCUUGAUUACAUUUCGAAUUCAUCAUUCAGUUCAUUGAUCAAUUUUCUCAUUCAGUUCAGAAAAUUUUGUUGAAGUGUUUUUAGUCACAUACAGUAUGUGAGUGUAUUACUGAACGGGUUAAACCAAAGACAGGAGCUUUCCCACUAACUCGUUGUGUUUCUUUGUAAUGGGAAAAAAAUGUUAGGUUUUUUUAACUUGCUGGUACGGAAUUUGUUCAUGUGCCAUUUUUCGAAAAUGUGUUAUGCCGAAGUUGAGCGAGUCUGUAAAUUAAAGUAUGGAAAUAAACAGAAAAGACUACAGUGGCAAAUUCAA